This is a messenger RNA of Rhizopus microsporus ATCC 52813, 2072 nucleotides long. RefSeq lists its product as uncharacterized. The transcript has 3 exons. The record is from RefSeq and is a predicted model, not a curated record. NCBI's taxonomy places the organism in Eukaryota, Fungi, Mucoromycota, Mucoromycetes, Mucorales, Rhizopodaceae. Gene Ontology annotation, molecular function: protein binding. The annotation marks the transcript as partial.
AUGAAUUAUUUAGACGAAAAAAGUAAACCAGCAAUCUAUGUCUUUCCUUUUUCAGACAAAGAUCGCAGCCACACUACAAGAUAUAUUGUGCGCAGCAUAUCCUGCGCUUUUCUUUUGAGUUAUCCUUUACUUGACAGUUGAUUGUUCUUGUGUAUACUUUAUCUCAAUAUGCCAGGCUUCAGUGAGAUACCUAGUGAAAUUUUACAGCAGAUUUUUGCAUACGUUCAGAAGAGCGCCAAGUACAAGAAAAGCUGGAUGGUGCAAUAUCAGCUUGUCUGUAAGAGAUGGAACCAAGUUGCAAAAACGUGCCUGUAUAGCCUCGUAGAUUUAUGCAACGAUGAGACCAUGGAAAGAUUUUUACACUGUAUGAAAAACAGCAGCGCAGGGCACCUUACUCGAACCAUAUGCCUUAGCACAAGAUACCGAAAAUAUGAAACAGCAGAGCUUUACAUCAAUGAACUUGUUGAAGCCUGUCCAAACGUAGAACGCGUUAAGGGCGCCAUCAGGAACUAUGAUUCUUGGCGUACUAUUACCACUGCCGCAUCAAAGCACUGGCCUCAUAUAAAGGAACUUACUAACCCUUUUUUAUUAACUGAACACCAUAAUUACUUUGACUGUUACAACACACUUAUUUCAUUUUUUCACCAUUCGCUCACUCAUUUCUAUCUACCACCAGAGCAUCCUUCUACUCCAAUAAUGAAAGAACUCUGUCAGCGAUUGCCAGAGUUUAGCAACUUAACGCACUUGACUAUCGACAAGAUGGAAAUCUUUUGGUCACUUAUGGAUUAUGAUGAAAUAAUCCAGCUUUGCCCUAACCUGACACAUAUAAACGCAAACUCAAAGAUGCCUUAUUCGGAUGUGGGGAGCAGAAUACCAACCACACUUGAAAUAUUGUCUACACAACCACAUAGAAACAUCAAGUCUUUACGCGUGUGUCGGGUCAGUCAUCUAGGCAUUGUUGAAUACAUCAUGCACAAGUUUCCCAACCUUCAGGAUCUGCUAUUGGCAUCUUGCGACUAUCCCAAUUUUGAGAGCUAUUUCGAUAAUAUCGGCGAUAGGUUUAUAGAAUAUCUAAACUCAAUGCAAACAUAUAUAAUCAGUGCAACGGGGUCAUUUUCUUUGCUUGAAGCGUACGUAAAGCACACAUUCAACGCACACAUUCAUUUUAGCAGUGAACUAGCUCUCUUUCCAGAACUUUACUUGAAACAGACAAGUAUAGAAAAAACAGCAUAUACACGUUUCGAGAACAAUCCGGAGAAUAAACAAAAGUUUUUACAGAUACUCAAGAGAUACCAACAUAAUGUCACAACGUUUACCUUGAAUCUCGGACCUGACCCUAGCGACAGUACCGCAUGGAUUGAAGGUAUUCUCACUACCUGUACGCAAAUGAAGACUUUCCACUACUGGACAUUUGAGCCUUUCCAGCCGCCAUCACAAGCUGCAAUAGAUGCAAAUAUGCAUUUGAAUUCGACACUAGGUACUCUUACACUGAGAGUGCGUGCCGUAGAAAGCGGAUCACUUGCUGGUUACUUACGUCUCUUGCCGUCAGUACGUCAUGUGGACGUUACAAUUAUUUGCUCCUCUAUGGAUGAAGUUGAAAGUAGAGUGGAUAUGCUAUUCGAUUCCUUUGAUAUUGUGGAUCAAAGUCAUUACAGUAGUUUAAUAGAUGUGUUUGGUAGAAAGGCGCUAUUAGUAAUUGACGAUCGUUUGUCAGAUAAAACGAUAUACUUGGUAGACAUACAACGCAAAAAUAGAACAACCUGGGAACGAACUGAAAGAGUAAGCGAGAACCCUUUGAUCAACGUUUUCGUCGAAAUAGAUCCGAGAGAUGUAUGACCCAUAGUGCACUUAGCAUUAUAAUUGCCAAUAAAAUCAUGGCAUAUUUUGCCAAAUAGUCUCUUUCAGCUUUCACCAACCCUUUAAUUAGUGUCAUCCUAAAUAACUCUUCCAGAUUAUGCACCGUUGGGAUGCUGACUCAACCUUCUCUUUUCUGGCUGUAGUAGGUCAAUAAUGCUCAGAUAUUUGACUCGCUAUAGGGACAAAGCUCUCAUCUCAACGCUCAAAUCUCACGG